This is a messenger RNA of Bombus terrestris (buff-tailed bumblebee), 3138 nucleotides long. It is a transcript of the gene Pmp70, whose product is annotated as ATP-binding cassette sub-family D member 3. The transcript is spliced from 12 exons. The coding region runs from base 165 to 2159 and encodes 664 amino acids. Gene Ontology annotation, cellular component: peroxisomal membrane. The record is from RefSeq and is a predicted model, not a curated record. NCBI's taxonomy places the organism in Eukaryota, Metazoa, Arthropoda, Insecta, Hymenoptera, Apidae. Gene Ontology annotation, biological process: fatty acid beta-oxidation; long-chain fatty acid import into peroxisome; very long-chain fatty acid catabolic process. Gene Ontology annotation, molecular function: ATP binding; ATP hydrolysis activity; ABC-type transporter activity.
AGGCCAUAGUGACCAAAGUUUGCAAAUUUAUCGAUGUAGUUAAUUCAUCGCCCCACUACUUGUUCACCUCAGUGUUUAAAGUAGACGUAGAAGUGUAGUAGCGUUAUAGCUUGUAGCCGUCACGGAAGACGGAGCUGAAUUUUUGAUCUUUCAUAGUAAAAAGAAUGGCACCGAUAUUUAGCAAAUUUGCUACAAGACGCACGUUAGCUGGUGCUUGUGCUUUAACUGCGUUAAUAUGGAUCUUAAAAAAGAGAAACCGGAAACAGGUCGCGAAAUACAGAAAUGCCUGGUCUACUAAUGACAUUCAGUAUGUUAUUAAAGAGGAGGAAAAACCAAAAGGUUCAAAAGCUCAUGUCAAUGUUAGAUUCUUUAGACAAUUAUACCAAUUGCUCAAAAUUGGUAUACCUUCAAUGGUAUCCCUUGAAAUGGCUUUUGUUCUCCUUAUCGCAGGGACACUUACUAUAAGAUCUGUCUGUGAUUUUUGGAUGAUAAACAUGAUCACUUCAGUAGAUGCGUCAAUUCUUAGAAUGGAUAAGCCAUCAUUCAAAAGAAAUCUGUUAAGAUUUUUGUGUUUAAUACCAGUGAUAUCUGUUGUGAACAACGUACUGAAAUAUAGUACAUACGAAACAAAGUUGAGGUUACGUACAAAUAUCACACGAAAUUUAUUGGAUCAGUACCUUAAAGGCUUUACUUAUUAUAAAAUGAGCAAUUUGGAUAGUCGUAUAGCAAAUCCAGAUCAACUUUUAACUACUGAUGUUGAUAAAUUUUGUGAAAGUUGCACGAACCUGUACAGUAAUAUUGCAAAACCUUUAUUGGAUAUUGCUAUCUACGUCUACAGACUUACAACUAAUCUUGGUGGAGAAACACCAUUAAUCAUGCUUUCCUAUCUCAUCUUUGCUGGUGUAGUAAUAACUCAUUUACGUAAACCUAUCGGGCAGAUGACAGUUAAAGAACAACGUCUCGAGGGUGAAUACCGUCAUAUUAAUUCCAGGUUAAUCACUAAUUCUGAGGAAAUUGCAUUUUAUCAAGGAAAUAACAGAGAAAAAUUAACUAUUCUUAGUAGUUUUCAUAAACUUAUGACACAUCUUCGUAAAUGUCAAGAGUUUAAAACUCUUAUGGGAAUAAUUGAUAAUUUCGUUGGCAAAUAUAUGGGAACUGUGGUCGGUUUCUAUGCAGUAAGUAUACCUUUCUUCAUGGAAAACUCUGCGCUCACGGAAACCCCUAACCAUCGUUUUAAGAGUUAUUAUACUUACGGUCGUAUGUUAAUAAAAUUGGCAGAAGCCAUAGGUAGAUUAGUUUUAGCCGGGAGAGAACUGACGCGACUAGCAGGAUUAACUGCAAGAGUGACUGAAAUAAAGGUCGUCCUAGACGAUCUAAAUUCAGGAAAAUACGAAAGAAUAAUGAUUUCCGAUUUUAAAGACGAACCAAUUGGAAGUCCGGGUGAAGGAAGAAUAGUGAACAAAGAUAAUGUCAUAAGAUUCGAUGGUGUGCCUCUAGUAACUCCUAACGGGGAUAUUCUUAUCAAAGAACUAUCAUUUGAAGUGAAAUCGGGAAUGAAUGUAUUAGUUUGUGGUCCAAAUGGAUGCGGGAAAAGUUCUUUGUUUAGGAUACUCGGAGAAUUAUGGCCAGUUUGGAGUGGGACAGUUACCAAACCUCCGCGAGGGAAAUUAUUCUACAUACCUCAGCGUCCUUACAUGACUCUGGGUACCUUGAGAGAUCAAGUAAUUUAUCCUCAUACAAAGACAGAAAUGAUAAGACGUGGACAUAUGACGGACGAAGAUUUAAAGAAGUUGCUAGAUCUGGUUCAAUUGGGCCAUCUAUUAGAGAGAGAAAAUCUUACAAAUAGCGAGGGGCAAGGCUGGGACGUCGUGGCUGACUGGAUGGACGUUUUGUCGGGUGGCGAAAAGCAGCGCAUAGCAAUGGCUCGAGUAUUUUAUCAUAAACCACAGUUUGCAAUUUUAGACGAAUGUACAAGCGCUGUUAGCGUUGAUGUCGAAGAUUCGAUGUAUAUGUAUUGCAGACAGGCAAAUAUUACACUGUUCACAGUAUCGCAUCGACGAUCCCUUUGGAAACAUCACGAGUAUUAUUUGCAAAUGGACGGAAGAGGAAAUUACGAAUUCAAGGCUAUCGAACCGGAUACGGAAGAAUUCGGGUCGUGAAUUUUCAUGACCCUUGCAUCUAAUAAUACUUGCCACAAUGCAAGGGGUUGUCGUUUUUUGUUCAACUAAUUUCGUAUAAUUUAAAUAUAAAUAUGCAGUGUACAGCGCAUCUACAUAUGUAUUAUAUGUAUCUCUGUAUUAGAAUCGUCUAGAUUCACGAAUACUUCAUUAUUGUAUACUGUAUAUUUUUAUAUACUACAUUUUUAUAUAUUGAAUAUUUUUAUAUCAAUGUCUUUUACAACAAAAAAGGUAAAAAGAAAUUGGUAGAAUAGUGUGAAAGAACAUUAGCGUACACUGCAAUUUAGGUCUUAAUGCUAUUGAUUUGUUUAAAAAGAAUGAUUAACGUGUGCUGUCUUGAUACAUGUGUUCUUCCAAUACUACGUCGCGAAGAAAGAAGAAAGCUAUGGGAACAGAAAUCUUUCAGGUGUAACAUUAAGCUAUCGGAAUAACAUAUUUUUGAUACUUAGUUUUUCAAGAUUACACCACAUCAUAAAAUAUUAAAAUGUGUGACAUAUGCAUUAGAAACAAUCUAAUGUAUAUGUAUAUGUGUAUAAAGUUAGUUUAAAUCGUUUUAUACUUUAAAGAUCAAAAAUAAUUAUGAUUUGUUAUGUGUAGAUCACAUUAAAUAAACAUUACCAGAACUUAUAUUGAAUUGCUGGACAAUAAGAAUGUGUAAUAAACUCGGUGAUGAAAAUCGUAUUACGUUAAUAUCAGAUUCUGAAUAUCCAUUAUGAGUAUUGGAAUACUAAAUAUACAAGUAAUAUAUAAAAGUAAAGCAUAAGAAUAUAUUAAAAUAAUAAGUACACAUAUUAUACAACCCAUAAAUCAGAGGUAUAAAAAGAAAUCCUAUAAUUUAAAAAAAAGUAGUUUAUCAUGCUAUAAGUGCUAUAAGAUAUUUCAAUUUCUUCAAACUCAAUAAAGUUGUAAAAUCUAGGUGAUGGAAGAAAUAGCAAUAAAAAGAUACAACAUAUUUAACAAA